This is a messenger RNA of Colletotrichum godetiae, 407 nucleotides long. RefSeq lists its product as uncharacterized. Bases 39 to 239 code for a protein of 66 amino acids. The transcript has a single exon. The record is from RefSeq and is a predicted model, not a curated record. NCBI's taxonomy places the organism in Eukaryota, Fungi, Ascomycota, Sordariomycetes, Glomerellales, Glomerellaceae.
AGGCUGAGAGGAGGGGAGACAGGAAAAGGCGGUGGUAGAUGGGCCGGGGACAGAUACAGUUAAAUAAUGGCACCUCACCUCUCACGUCCCCAAGAGGAGAGAGAGACAGUGGCCGCAGCAGGCACAGCACACACACACACAUGGACGUACACCACUCACACACAGGCUCAGUCUGGCUUUGGCUCAGGAAGAGGGCGGCACACACAGUUGAGAGAAGUGCCACACCAGAUCCGACCUAAUCGGGACAAGGUAUGACCACCGGGUGGGAAUAACGGGGCAUGACCUGUGAGCAAGGGCAGAGGAAAAGCAAAGAGAAAAACAGCUGUGCUGUGCAGGUUGCUGCAGCUGUGCUCCUCCGUCUGGCGGGGGUGUGUGUGUGUGUGUGUGUGUGUGUGUGUGUGUGUGUG